Molecule: messenger RNA, 1113 nt
Organism: Vigna unguiculata (cowpea)
Lineage: Eukaryota; Viridiplantae; Streptophyta; Magnoliopsida; Fabales; Fabaceae
Source: RefSeq, a predicted model, not a curated record
AUGGCUUCUAACAUUGUUCACUUUUCUUCAGUCCCUCUACCAGUUUUUAUUGGUGAAAAUUUUGACCUUUGGAAACUCAAACUAAAGACAUAUUUUAUCUCACAAAAAUUGUGGGAUAUUGUUCAAUCUGGUUAUACAAAACCAGAUAAUAUUGAGACUCUAUCUGAGGAGGAACGAAAAAAGCUAGAAGAUUCUGAACAAAAGGAUGCCCAAGCAUUGUUUGUUCUUCAACAAGCUGUGGGAGAAACUAUCGCCAGGAGGAUCAUGGAUGCAGAAACUGCAAAAAGGGCAUGGGAUAUUUUGGAAGAAGAAUUUGAAGGCAAUGAACAGCUCAAAUUACAACCCAAAAGGAGAGAAGAAGAAGAAAAGAAAAAUGUUGAAGAAUAUUCUAGAAGCAAAGAUUCUAGAAAUUUCUCUGGAAGCAAGAAAGAUAAAUAUCCUCCGUGUGGCAUUUGCAAUAAGUCAAGUCAUGCAGAAAAAGACUGUUGGCAUCGUGGGAAGCUAAUAUGUCAUUAUUGCAAGAAACCUGGACAUGUGGAGAAAUAUUGUCGUAAUAAAAAUAAGCAUCAAGCAAACUUUGCUGAAGAACAUAAUCAGGAGCAACGUUUAUUUUAUGUCAAUCAAGAAUCUCAUAGUGGAGAAGGAAACUGGUACUUGGACAGUGGAUGCAGCAAUCACAUGGCCAAAGAUCAAAGUAUCUUCAAAGACAUUGAUAAAUCUGUCAAUGUCAAAGUUCGUCUUGGAAAUGGCGCCACAGUGGAGUCUCAAGGCAAAGGAACUGUCAUGGUGGAGACAAAGAAAGGUACGAAAUUCAUCAAGGACGUUUUACUAGUUCCCAAUCUUAAAGAAAAUCUUUUAAGUAUUGGCCAAAUGAUGGAGAAUGGGUAUUCUCUUCACUUUGAGAAAGAUACAUGUAAAAUUUAUGACAGUAGAAGGUUAGAAAUUGGUGAAGUAAAAAUAGAGAAGAGAAAUAGAAGCUUUCCCAUAAACUUCAAACCUGGAACUAAUAUUGCCAUGAAGGCGGAAGUUGAUGACUCAUGGCAAAGUAGGAAGUCUUCGGAAUAUUCAAGAAAUUCAAGGCUCUUGUCGAGAAACAAAGUGGAAAACAGAUAA